Messenger RNA from Echinops telfairi (small Madagascar hedgehog), 927 nucleotides. RefSeq names its product olfactory receptor 12-like. Gene Ontology annotation, molecular function: G protein-coupled receptor activity; olfactory receptor activity. Gene Ontology annotation, cellular component: membrane. The transcript has a single exon. Gene Ontology annotation, biological process: G protein-coupled receptor signaling pathway. The record is from RefSeq and is a predicted model, not a curated record. The coding region runs from base 1 to 927 and encodes 308 amino acids. NCBI's taxonomy places the organism in Eukaryota, Metazoa, Chordata, Mammalia, Afrosoricida, Tenrecidae.
AUGACCAACGUCACAGCAGUGUCUGUCUUCAUCCUCCUGGGCUUCUCGGCAGUCCCCGAGUCACGGCUCCUCAGCAUGGCCGCCUUCCUCCUCAUUUACGUUGCCGCCGUGCUGGGGAACGUGUGCGUUGUGGCAGCCAUCACACUGGACGCCCGCCUGCACACCCCCAUGUACUUCUUCCUCAAACACCUCUCCCUGGUGGACAUCUGCUCCAUGUCCACCACUCUGCCCCGGGCCAUCAUGGCCACCUUCCUGGGCUCUGGGGAGAUUUCACUCCCUGCCUGUGCAUCUCAGCUUUUUGCCUUUGUCUGCCUGGGUGCCACUGAGGGCUUCCUCACCACCUCCAUGGCUUAUGACCGCUGCCUGGCCAUCUACAGGCCUCUGGUCUAUGGGGCAGCCAUGAGCCCCCAGACCUGCGUCUCCCUGGUGGCAGUGGCCUGGGGCAGUGGGCUCCUCUUCUCUGCCUUCCACACAGCCAACACCUUCUCCCUGCCCUUCUGUGGCCCCAACGUGAUCGACCACUUCUUCUGCGACAUCCCCCCUCUCCUGCGCCUGGCCUGUGACAGAGCGGAGGCCCACGAGGCUGCCGGGUUCGCGGUCAGCGGCUGCGUCAUCAUGAGUUGCUUCGCCCUGACCACCCUCUCCUACGUCCGCAUCUUGGCCACCGUGCUCCAGAUCCGCUCGGCAGCUGGCCGCAGGAAGGCUUUCUCCACCUGCUCAUCCCACCUGGCCACCGUGCUCCUGUUUUAUGGCACGGGCAGCUCUGCCUACAUGCGGCCCAUCGCCCGCUACUCGCCGCUGCAAGGACGCCUGGCGGCGCUCUUCUACUCCAUCCUCACGCCCAGUCUGAACCCCCUCAUCUACAGCCUGCGGAACCAGGACAUGAAGGCCGCCCUGCGGAAGCUGUAUUUCCAGGUGUCAUCCUAG